Candidozyma duobushaemuli is the source of this 927-nucleotide messenger RNA. RefSeq lists its product as uncharacterized. The record is from RefSeq and is a predicted model, not a curated record. The coding region runs from base 1 to 927 and encodes 308 amino acids. The transcript has a single exon. Lineage: Eukaryota; Fungi; Ascomycota; Pichiomycetes; Serinales; Metschnikowiaceae.
AUGGGUUUGAACGCUAUCAACUACGAAAUCUCCGAUGCUGCGGGCGCCGCUCCCGCCCCUACUGCCUCCUCCCUCGGUGCGGGUGCUGGCUCCAACGGUCAGGCUGGUUCUGAUUCUGGCCUUGGUGGUGCCGGUGGUUCUGGUGGUGCUGGUGUUGGUGAUGCUGCUGCUUCUGGCGACACUCUUGCUGCCUCUGGCGCUGCUGGUAUUGGCUCCCAGGCUACUGCUGCCGCCGAGUCUUUGGUUGGCGGUGCCUCCGGUGCUGGUGCUUCUGGCGCUGCUGCUGCUACUGGUAUUUCUGCCAUUGCUGGUGCUCCAGGUGCCGCUGCUUCUGGUGCUUCUGGUGCCGGUGCCGCUGGCGCUUCCGGUGCUUCUGGUAUCGGUGCUGCUGGCGCUUCCGGUGCUUCUGCCAUCGCUGGCUCCUUGACUUCUGGUGCCGGUGCCAUCGGUGCUUCUGCUACCUCCGGUGCUGCUGGUGCCUCCGGUGCCUCGGGCGCUGCUGCUGCCUCUGGCGCUUCUGGCGCUGCCGGUGCCUCUGGCGCUUCUGGCGCUGCCGGUGCUUCUGGUGCUUCUGGCUCUGCUGGCGGCAUUGCUACCAUGUCUGACUCUGAAGAGAGUGGCUCUGCUUCUUCUGGUGGCUCUUCUGCCUCUGGCUCCGGUGGCGCUGGUGGUUCCGGUGCCUCUGGCUCUGCUUCCGCUUCCGGCUCCGGCUCCGGCUCUUCUGCUUCUGGUACCAAGUCUGGCUCUUCUGCCUCUGGUUCCUCCGGCUCUGGCUCUGGCUCUGGCAGCUCUUCUUCGGGCUCCGGUGGCUCCAACUCCAGCUCUUCGGGCGACUCCGGCGCCGCUGCUGUUUUCGAUCAGGCCUCCUGGAAGAAGGGUGCCGCUGUUAUGGCUAUUGUGGGCUGCACCUUCGUUUUCAACUUGUAA